Trichoderma citrinoviride is the source of this 1425-nucleotide messenger RNA. RefSeq names its product DUF410-domain-containing protein. Gene Ontology annotation, cellular component: TRC complex; cytosol. The record is from RefSeq and is a predicted model, not a curated record. The transcript has 5 exons. The coding region runs from base 78 to 1067 and encodes 329 amino acids. Gene Ontology annotation, molecular function: protein binding. Gene Ontology annotation, biological process: protein insertion into ER membrane. Lineage: Eukaryota; Fungi; Ascomycota; Sordariomycetes; Hypocreales; Hypocreaceae.
UUGACCCCUCCAUCGUCUUCUCCAUCACAUCACCACAGAGCAAGGUAGCUCCCAGACACCCCCCCCCGCCGCCAACAAUGGCCAACAAAGUCGAACGCAUCGUCGCCCGGCUGCAGGAAAAGAUCGCCGAGGGCGACUACUACGAAGCGCAGCAGCAGACGCGCGUCGCCGCCUCCCGCUAUAUCAAGGCCAAGAACUGGCCCGCCGCCAUCGACGUCCUCUACAGCGUCGCGCAGUCGCUGCUCAAGGCCGCGCAGGGCGGCAGCGGCGGCGACCUCUGCGUCAUGAUGGUCGACGUCUACAAGCAGGCCGAGCUCCGGCCCGACGCCACCAGCAAGGGCCGGCUGCUGACGUGCCUGCGGCUGUUUGACCCCGCGGAGCCCACGAGGAAGAAGUUUAUCGCCGAGAGCAUGGGAUGGUCUUCCAAGUUUGGCGAAUACCCUGCCGGCGACCCCGAGCUGCACCACGUCGCCGGAUCACUAUACGCAGAGGAGCACGAGACGUACGAGGCGGAACGACACCUGAUAUUGGGAACCAAGGACUCUCCAGAAGUGCUGCUCAACAUGGAGUACGCCUGGUACAGAGAAGGAGACGCCCACCUGGCACCGCACUUUGCGGCGCGAGCCAUCCUCCCCUACCUCCUCGUCGGCAACGUCCGCGCCGCCAACACCUGCUACCGACUCUUCAUCAGCGCCCUGACAACCGACAACCCGUCCCUCGGCGUGCAGGACGUCUCCAGCGCCACCUGCGACGCCCGCAUCUUCCCCAGCCUGCCGCUGCUCAACUUCCUGGGCCUGCUGCUCCUGGCCAUCCAGCGGGGAGCGCCCGAGGUCUACAAGGGCCUGGUGUCCAAGUACGCGACGCAGAUCGACGAGGCCGAGGCGUGGGCGGAGCCUCUGGAGAUGAUUGGCGAGAUGUACUUUGGCAUACAGAAGCCGCGACAGAGCAACCCCCUGCUGGACAUGAUGAGCGGGCUGUUUGGCGGAGGAGGCGCCGCGCCGGCGCCGCAGACACGGCGGCCGGGGCUGCGAGGAGCGGAAGCUCCCGCUGCUGAAGGAUUAGACUAGUAGGCUUGCUGCGGUAUCGUCAUCAACAUCAUCCCUCUUUAUCCUUUUCUCCAAAUUCCCCUCUUCUUCUCAUACCAUUCAUCGAUCGGUAGCGACGAAAUAGAACUCAGUCCUGUAUCAUAGACACAACGGCGUAGGCGGGUGGGUUGUAAAAAUCGUCGUCAUUCAUGCUAGGCGCGGCUGUUCUUCCGCCUCAAACAUCCAGUUGUCCUCGGCCAAGGCGCUGACCUUGUUCCUAUUGCUCUCGCGCACAGCCUCGAGCAGGGCUAGGAGAUGGAUGGUUGAUGGGCCAUGGAGCUGUGGCUUAUUCGAUACAGUCGGAUGGCCUCUGCCAAGCGCUGCUUCUCUCCUAGACGCA